Messenger RNA from Sphenostylis stenocarpa, 159 nucleotides. NCBI's taxonomy places the organism in Eukaryota, Viridiplantae, Streptophyta, Magnoliopsida, Fabales, Fabaceae. The record is from the annotation of a GenBank genome assembly.
AUGGCCAUUGUUUUCUUGGGGACGUUUGGUUUUGACUUGUUGUGCACCCAUGUUUCAAAGUUCAAGCUCAGAUUUGUUGUUGUCCCAAUGAGCACAAAAAAGGAAAAGGGUCAUGAAUUGGCAAUUGGAGGAGGGAAGUCAUUUGCUAGAAUUCAAUAG